Molecule: messenger RNA, 2229 nt
Organism: Xylaria bambusicola
Lineage: Eukaryota; Fungi; Ascomycota; Sordariomycetes; Xylariales; Xylariaceae
Product: major facilitator superfamily transporter quinate
Exons: 2
Coding region: 476-2164 (562 amino acids)
Biological process (GO): carbohydrate transport; transmembrane transport
Cellular component (GO): membrane
Molecular function (GO): carbohydrate:proton symporter activity
Source: RefSeq, a predicted model, not a curated record
GUUGUAAUGGUACCUGCUCUACGGAAUGGUUGCUUACCAUGGUACAUUGCAUAACCCCCAAUACCUACCUAGCCCCGUCGGUUUUCGUGGAUCUCGUGCCAAUGACCGAAAAGUUCGGGAGGUCUCGUGAGGGGAAAAGGACCGGGGGCGCAAGCCAACAACAUGUCAAGGGUGACGAUUGCCGAAGGAUUGGUACAGUAUGGUACGACCUCUAAGCUACGGUGUACAUAUUACGCCUCCAAUAUCUGGCUUGCCGCCUGGUCCAUCGAAGUACGAACAAUGAGACCUCCUUUGCUGGCUGGUAGAUAAAGAGGUGAGCUGCCGCUGCUCUCUGGUUUCCCCUCAUCUUACACCGUAGAGUUGGCGGGCUGGUGAACUUGGGCAGAGGUCGUUUUCUCAUCUCUUUCGCGUGUCUUUCUGGUCUGUGAAACUUCACCACAACGACUUCGCUGUUUGUCUCUCCUUCUCCUAUAAAAUGGCUGGCGGUGUUAAGAAACCCGUCAACAUCUUCAGACUGAAGAACCUCGACGAGCCAAAGGCCAUCUUCAACUGGCGUCUCUGGUUUGCCGUCGUCUCGUUCGGUCUCCUCGGCGCUGCUCGUGGUGUGGAUGAGGGCCUGAUCAAUGGCGCCUUCAACUCCAAGGUUUUCCAGGCCUCCAUCGGUUACGAGAACUACAAUGAAACCGAGCAGGCCAACAUCAAGGCAAAUGUCUCGGCCAUGGUCCAAGUCGGAUCAGUCGCCGGCGCCCUCAUCGCUUUCUUGAUUUGUGACCGCAUCGGCCGUAUCUGGGCAACACGACAACUGUGUGUGCUAUGGAUUGUGGGCAUCGCCAUUUUCAUGGGUCACGGUAACAGUCUGGGCGCUGUGUACGCUGGCCGCUUCAUUGCUGGCCUCGGUGUCGGCCAAACACCUGUCGUUGGACCUGUCUAUAUCGCUGAGAUAGCACCUGCGUCUAUCCGUGGUCUUUGCACCUGUGUCUUCACCGGCGCUGUAUACCUCGGUAUCGUACUGGCGUACUUCACGAACUAUGGCGCACAGGUCAAUAUUGGGGACACAACAUCUAACCGAUGGCUCAUACCGACAAGUCUUCACAUCAUCUUUGCUGGUCUGAUUUUCAUCCUCACCUUUUUCCAAAACGAGUCGCCACGUUUCCUCGUCAAACAAGGGAAGCAUGAGCAGGCACUGCAGACAAUGGCACGGAUUCGUCAACUGCCACCGGACCACGAGUAUGUUAUGCGCGAGAUCACCGAGAUUCGCACCGCCCACGAGGAGGAGAUGGAGGCUACCAAGGGAUCGAGCUGGACCGGUGUUCUUAAGGAGAUGUUCUUGAUCCCUAAUAACGCCUACCGUCUAUAUCUUUCACUGAUGGUGCAGCUGCUAUCCCAAUGGAGUGGCGCGGGCUCGAUCACACUCUAUGCCCCCGACCUCUUCGCGCUGCUCGGUAUCGAAGGCACGACAGAGUCGCUCCUAGCGAGCGGCGUGUUCGGCAUUGUCAAGUUCAUCUCCGCCCUGGUGUGCGCCCUAUUCCUCGUCGACGUCAUCGGACGUAAACGCGCUCUUCUCAUCGGUAUCACACUCCAGGCCGUUUCAGUCAUUUACAUAGCGAGUUUCCUAACUGCGACGCCGGAGCUGGGCGUUGUCGACGGGUUUGUGCUUCCCAAAUCCGACGUCCCCGCUAGCCGUGCUGCCAUUGCUUUCAUUUAUGUUUCGGGCGCGGGCUGGGCUCUCGGCUGGAAUUCGAUGCAAUAUCUUCUGACGGCCGAGCUGUUCCCCUUGCGCAUCCGUGCCGUGGCGACCUCCCUUGCCAUGACGUUACAUUUUGCCAACCAGUACGGAAACGCACGUGCUGUGCCUGUCCUCCUCUUGCCCACGAGAGAUGGGGGAAUUACGCCCAAGGGUACUUUCUGGUUCUUCUCGGCCAUCACCAUACUCGGUGGUAUAUGGGUCUGGUUCUUCGUGCCUGAGACAGGUGGCCGAUCGCUCGAGAGCAUGAAUCGUCUUUUCGAGCUGCCUUGGUACCAGAUCGGUCGACGUGGAAACGAAGAUGCUGAUAGGUUGGAUAUGGCCAUCAAUGAGAAAGAGACUGAUAUGAUGGGUGGCGCUGCUGAGCACGUCGACGACCAGGCGCAGGAAAAGCGCGCCUCAAGAGAGGUUCAUGUUUAGAUUAGAGUUGAGUAUUUCCAUCAUGAAUAAUGAAAAUAUAUGAGUUCUAUCCCUAGCGGGCUAAG